This is a messenger RNA of Haemonchus placei, 1140 nucleotides long. NCBI's taxonomy places the organism in Eukaryota, Metazoa, Nematoda, Chromadorea, Rhabditida, Trichostrongylidae. The record is from the annotation of a GenBank genome assembly.
AUGUCUGAAGUUCCAAAAAAUAUCAGUGAUAAAGCUAGAAUGUCAGCCGAAAAAGGCGCCCAGGACGCCCGCUCGAGUUCUGUGGACAGUAUGCGAGGGCUACCGAGGAGUGAACGACCUCGGCCAAAGAAGAACAUCCGAGUCUUAUGCCUUCAGGAACCCGUUGGAAGAGAGCAGAAGGGAAAAUCAGGAGGGGGUGUCAAACUCUUCCACAACGAAAAAGACACCAAACGAAAUGGUGUGGACACGGCAGUGGCAGAAUCCCUCGAUGACUUUGUCUCCGCCGUCAACAGGACCAGCAGUCGAAUCAUGGCUGUGAGGAUAGACACGAAGGAGGGGUACUGGAGAAUAAUGUUAGUGUACGCAGCACAAGCCGGCUGCCCCGUCUACGAAAAGGAUGAGUUCUAUCUGAACCUUGACGAGGCCAUCCGAUCAGUUCGGGAGGGGGACUAUCUCACCAUAAGAGGUGAACUGAAUGGGCACGUCUGCGUACAUAAAGGUAGAGGAGUGGGAGUCAGAAACGAAGAAGAGAGGGUUUCUGCUCUGAAAACGGCCCACGACUUUGCAGUGUGCAGCACCUUCUUCGCGAAAAGGAAGUCUCAGAAGAUCGCGAAGGGCCGAUCCAGCAGAAUCCGUGCAAAGGGAAGGCUAGGAGAAACUCGAGGUGUUGUCCAAGGGGACAAGGUAGCAUGGUUCCGGAACGAUGAAGUCCAAGGAGUUGUGAAGCAUAAGAAAUCGGCCUACAAACACUGGCAAAAGACACGAACCUCAGAGGACCUAGCUGCCUACAGAACUUUUAAGAGGCUCGCCAAGGCUGCUGUGGCGAAGGCAAAGAACACGGAAAUGGACGCAUUGCAUGAGCAAAUUGACAUUCGAAAAGGGAAGAAGUUCGUCUUCCGCUUGGCGAAAACGCGUCACCGCGAUACUGGGGACACCGGAUCAGUGAAGUCCGUCAGGAACAGCGAGGGUGUAAUCCUGAAGAAGCCUGGUGAGGUCAGACGUAGGUCUACGGAGAAGAUAACUACCGUGUCGUACAUCACCUACUACACAUCAGGCCAGAUACAUAUGCAAAUAGGAGCUACAUGUAUUCCCAGAGCUGAUCACACAAUAGUUGGAGAUUGCUCAUUUUUCAGCAUUUAA